Messenger RNA from Beta vulgaris subsp. vulgaris (sugar beet), 2215 nucleotides. RefSeq lists its product as hypothetical. Gene Ontology annotation, biological process: chromatin remodeling. The transcript has 7 exons. The record is from RefSeq and is a predicted model, not a curated record. Lineage: Eukaryota; Viridiplantae; Streptophyta; Magnoliopsida; Caryophyllales; Amaranthaceae. Gene Ontology annotation, cellular component: Ino80 complex. The coding region runs from base 390 to 1814 and encodes 474 amino acids.
AUUUUGACUCUUAAGCAUAAUUUGGGGGAAAAAAUUGAUCAAUUAUGACAUUCCCCCCUCUCUAACCCUAAUUCUAGAUUACAAUUUCUCUCUACAUUCAUCCAUUCCAGCUUUUCAUCUUAAAAUCUGUCAAAUAAACGCACACCAUUUCGCAUUUUCAGCACUCAAACAAUUGAAUUUGAGGAAAAGUGAGGGAAAAGAAACUAAAAGAUUCGGCGAAAUUUGUAGUAUAUUUUUUCGACGACACCAAGAAGUCGAACUUGGAUCUUCCAAAAACUUUAAGAAAUUCGGAGGCAUGAUUAAGGUGGCUUCUUCAGUCAUUGCUACUUUCUCUUCAUGGACAACAGCGUUUAAACAAAGUUGACAUAGUAAAGUAGUAAGUUGUAUUAAUGGAAUCCUUCAGUGGCCUUGCAACCAGUUCCUGCUUUCCUGUUACAAGGAAAAAGAGAAGUAGCUUACUUCGGCGACCUCAUCCUGAUCCAAAGCCAAUUAUUAGUUUCCGUAAUGUUUUCAAGUUGCCAAGCUCACCCAUAGAUUAUGGAGGACCCGAAGCCACUGACUUACAUUGCUCAAAUGGCAACUUAAGGAUGAGGACUGUUUCUGAAGGUUUUAGACCUCCUUCUGCCGGUCACAGCAAGUCUGAUGCAAACAAGCAAGGUGGAUACGGCCAUUCAGGGAAUGAGAACAAGCUGAAAAAAGUUAAGCUAAAGCUUGGUAGUAUCACCCGUACUCUUCAUACCAAACUCACAACAGAGAUUCCAUUAGAGAGCAGACCACUUGGUACGAGAUCCAUUGAUUCUACUGUUGUCUCUGGCACUCACCUAAAACAGGACUUCCCUAGGAACAGUGUUCUUGACUCCAAGGAGAACAUUUCAAGGAGAAACAUGGAUCAAAAUGGUGAUGCAAUGUAUGAACUGGGUCAUAAGAACAAGCGAGGUGCUAAGCAACUUGCUAUAGAUGAGGGAUUAGAUGAUGAGGAUGAUGAGGAAAUUCGUUAUCUAAAGAAACUCAGAGCUUCUAUGGCGGCUUCUGGCCAUGGGGACAAGCAAGAGCAGAAUGGCAGGAAAAGUAAAGGGAUAGCUAAUCUUAUGGGUAUUGGUUAUUUUGAUACAAAAGACGGUAGAAGGAGAAUAUAUGAGGACAAUGAUUAUGAAAUGGAGCUGACAUCAGACGAUGGACUCAAGAGCAAGAGGAAAAGGCUUAAAGAAGAUUUUGUUGAUCCUUCCGGGCGAGAGAUGACCAUGAAAACACGUAAACGAGCUCUUGAGCAUCCUGAAUCUGGCGGUCUUGUGGAAUUCCCAAAUGGGUUACCCAGUCCCCCUUCCAAAAAGCAAAAGCUGCCAGAAAUGGACCAACAACUGAGGAAAGCUGAGGCUGCACAAAGACGUCGGUUACAAGCGGAGAAGGCAGCUAAGGAAGCUCAGGCUGAAGCUAUUAGAAAAAUACUUGGACAAGACUCUGAUCGGAAAAAGGAAGAGAAGUUGAAGAAGCAAGAAGAACUGGCUCAGGAGAAGAUUGUCAAAGCUGCAACACUUAAACCAAAUACAGUUAGAUGGAUCUUCGGUCAACAUGGAACAGUGGUUACUUUCUCAGAAGAUAUGGGACUGCCUAGGAUACUUAAUUCCCUGCCUUGCAGAUCUAACAAUGAGAAUAGCCUGAAACUUUCCAGAUAUCCUCCACCACGUGAGAAGUGUGUUGGACCUAAUUGUACUAAUGAAUACAAGUAUCGGGAUUCAAAGUCAAAACUCCCGCUUUGCAGCCUGCAUUGCUACAAAGCAGUACGAGGAAAUGUGGGACUUCUGCCUGCUUGCUGAUCUUAGCAAUGUUGGUGCCCCUUCUUUUUGUUCAGGAUGACGGCAUUUGUACUGUAAAUGAUGUUGAUAGUAAGCUGACUACAGAUUCUACUAGGUAACGAUGAUGUCAGAAACUAAUUUCUAGGUUAGUUUAGAACUUGUGGGCUGUGGCGAGAUGAUGUAUGAGCCAGAAAUCAGAAAUUUUGAUAUUUUAGUCAGUGUAACCUGAAAUCCAAUACAACUGUAAGAUACGCGACAAUGGAAUGGCGUCUGUUCGUCAAAGAUUUUGUACCCCAAGAUGUUAAACCACUUUGGAAGUAGCCUUUGUAACUUUUUGACCAAUUUACACUUGUAAAUUGUAUGAUGCUUCUGGAAAACAUUAAAAUCUGCAUGAAUUUGAAGAGCUUACAGAGUUUGGAUUA